Heterobasidion irregulare TC 32-1 is the source of this 561-nucleotide messenger RNA. RefSeq names its product hydrophobin-like protein. Bases 36 to 398 code for a protein of 120 amino acids. The transcript is spliced from 3 exons. Gene Ontology annotation, molecular function: structural constituent of cell wall. The record is from RefSeq and is a predicted model, not a curated record. Gene Ontology annotation, cellular component: fungal-type cell wall. Lineage: Eukaryota; Fungi; Basidiomycota; Agaricomycetes; Russulales; Bondarzewiaceae.
GUUCACUCACCAGCUAUCUCUUCGCUCGACUCAUCAUGUUCGCCCGCAUCUCCACCCUCUUCGUCUUCUUCUUCCUCGGCCUCGCGCUGAUGGUUUCGUCCACCCCCACUCCGUCCUCCGAGUCGCUCAUCGCUCGUGACGGCCAGUGCAACACCGGCACCCUGCAGUGCUGCAACAGCGUCCAGUCGUCCAGCGACCCCGUCACGUCUCUCCUCCUCGGCCUGCUCGGCGUGGUUCUUGGGGGCAUUGACAUCCCCAUCGGCAUCCAGUGCACCCCAAUCACCGUCAUCGGCGUCGGCUCUGGCGCCAACUGCGUCCAGCAGCCUGUCUGCUGCACUGGUAACACUUUCAAUGGCCUAGUCACUGUUGGCUGCUCGCCCAUCAACCUUGGUCUCUGAACGGGGAACAGACAAAGACGCGCCAGUACACCCUGUCGGGUUCGCAAUAGGGUAGGCGGGCGCGUCAUGUGCAGAUAAAUCGCUUUGAGACCGUGAUUGGGUUCUGUCAAUCUUUGCUUUUCCGUUUGAAUCGGAUAGUCGUUCGUUUUGUUGCUUGCAAUCU